GAAGAAGGUUGAAGCUUGGUGUUCGUUCGUUUUUGACUGAAUCGUAGCAGUGGAAAAAGCUGCGUUGUGCUCCCAUAGUGGUUAAAAUUUACAAUUUCUUGUGAGUACGGUUUUGGAAGUCGUUGAAAUGUUGUGAGUAGAAGUGAAGUAUGUGAUUUACGGCAUAGACAAUUGGUGGAAUAUUGGAAUGUGUGGUUUGAAAGCUGUUGGCUGAUUGGUUGCUUAGUGGAUGUAGUCUACAGUGUCAACUGGAUGAGGUGAGGUGUCAGGCAGGAAAGGAAACAGACGUUCCGAUCAAGAAUAUUUUGUGCAUCGAUAGAAGCUCGGUAGUGACCCACUGGAUGGAAUCCCAUUGAAUUAGAUUGUACGAAAAUCACGAAACGGUUUCUGUGGAACUUGAAACCAGACAACUCGUUGUUUUUUCGCCUAUUGGGUGAAAAAAUUACAUGGCACAUCAGGAAGGUGAAUCGAUUUGGAUGUGCAGCUGCUGGAACCCGGAGGAUUAUUUUUCGGCCACUUGAGAACAGCGUUACAGUGAAUACCAAGAAAAGACACUUUGACCUGUAGUAGAGGUGCAGGUGAUUGAUUUAAAAAAAAAUCCAAAAAAUAGAAAGAAUUCCAAUUGAUCCAAAUCGCGAAAACAGCAGUAGAAUGGUUCGCGAAUGACCGGACGAAAGGAAAAGCAAUAAAGUAAGCCGAAAGACGCAGCGUGGAGUAAUGAGGAGACAUUGAGCGGUGGAGCUAUCGAUUUUCCUCAUGAUCCAGCAAAGAGGCCGACGGAAAGAGAGAGUGUGAAAUAACAGCUGAGACGAGGACGAAAAAGGAGCAAAAGCAGUGUUCAAUCUGCUUGAUGGUGCCAACAACGUGUGAUCAACCGGUUGACUAACAACUCUGUUGUUGUGCAUCGUAACGACUCCGACUCGGUAGGAUAGUCCGGCGGGAGUGCAUACGGGCAGCGGUAGCACUCUUGGUAACCCUAGAAUAAGAACAUUUUUUUUGGCACCCGGUUAUAAAGCGGCUUAGAAAAUAAAUUUUAAUCUGACGCUCGGUUGGUUCGGCGGUGCUUCUGAAAUGUCCGACGCCGGCAGUGGACACGACGGAGCCCAAAAGGACUACUCGCAAAAGAUGGACGGCGGCGGUGGCGGUGACUUCGACUCUGGACAGCAAAGCCAACAAACCGAACAGGAGCUGGCCACUAAAAUGUUGCAGAUCCAGUCAAAAAGAUUCUAUCUGGACGUGAAACAGAACCGUCGUGGUCGUUUUAUAAAAGUCGCAGAAAUCGGUGCGGAUGGCAGGCGCAGUCAAAUUUUUCUAGCCUUGUCUACUGCGGCCGAAUUCCGAGAUCAUCUCUCGACGUUCAGUGAUUACUACGCGUCACUUGGACCACCGAACCCUGACAAUGUGCCCGAAGAUGGGAAACUUAAGUCAGAGAUGAUGAUCAAGGACAACCGGCGGUACUACCUUGAUUUGAAGGAGAACGUGCGGGGCCGGUUUCUGCGCGUUUCGCAGACCAUAACCCGCGGAGGUCCACGAUCGCAGAUCGCCAUCCCAGCGCAAGGGAUGAUCGAGUUUCGCGAUGCGCUAACCGAUCUGCUCGAGGAGUUCGGCACCAAUGAUGGUGGUUUCAAGGGCGAACUGCCGGAGGGACGCCACAUGCGUGUCGAUAACAAAAACUUCUACUUCGACAUCGGACAAAACAGUCGGGGCAUAUACAUGCGGGUGUCGGAGGUGAAAAGCAACUUCCGAACCGCGAUCACUGUUCCGGAAAAGUGCUGGUCACGGUUCCGUGACAUUCUCAGCGACUACUGCGAAAAGAUGAAGAAAACGUCCGAGUCAACCACAUCGUCGAUCACUGCCGAUAACACAUUGCAGAAGCAAACAUCAAAUAACAUGUAAAUUAGUAACGAGAGAGACAGAAUUUAUAUCCUUAUUGGCUACGUUUCCGCUUGUUCUGAUUGUCUGUUUCCAGUUUUUAUUAUCUAAACCAUACGACGAAUUUCCAGUUUAGUUGAUUAUGUUUUUCGUUGUUUUCUCAUUUGUGUUUCCUUCAGAAAGAUUGGAUAAUAUGCUAAAUUAUAAAGAAAAAGAAAGAAGAGUAUAAAUAUAUUAUACAUAUAGAGUUGUAGAAAGAGAAAGAGAAGAUCAGAUUUAAUCUGAAUAUAAAACACAGUUAUAAGAUUUAAAUAAGAAAGGAAAUCUUACAAAUUAAAUUUAAAACGGUCAAACAGAGAAAAAAACAGUACACGCAGCCAACUUUAGAGCAGCUCUUAAAACGAAACAAUCGGUUCAGUACCCAAUCGAUCCUUUCGUGGAUAAGACCGUGUGUAGAAAGAUGUUACUUUUCCAAUGUACUUUAUAAAUUGUAAAUUUGACUACUAACCUUCUAUUUCGAUAGAGACAUAACAAUUAUUAGCAAGUUAAAAUAUAUUCUUAUUUAGUUGACAAAAAACAAACAAAAAAAGAUUUUUCUCGUGAUUCUAAUGCAUUUGGGUGAUUGUUCGAGGUUAGCAUAAUUUUCGUACUCUCUUAAUCCGUUAAUUCUCUAAUAUUUGCGUUCAGUUAAACUUUAAACUUUGCGUUAUGGGGCUAAGGUCGUUCUUCUAAGUGAGUCGUUGACUAGUGAAGGCAAUUUUCUACACAUGCAGUAAGCGGAAUUUCGGUUAUUCGAGCCACGAAAGGAAUGAUUUCGCCAAACAUCAUAAUACAGCAGACAAUUAGCGGGAAUAAGUUGAUAUGAAUGCAGCAAAAUUCUCAGCUGGAAAUGGCUGAAAAUGUUGAAAUCAGAACAAAGCAAAAACAAUUCCCAAAACAAAGUGAUUUAAAUUCAGUGAACUAGAAACACUCAGUAUGUAACAGAAUGAUGAUUACAAUUAAAACAAAAUCCAAUACAACAGCUGACAGAGGGAAGCAUGCGAAGUAGAAUUGGUUUAAUUUCUGUUUGUUCUGCUACCGUACACUUCCGCAGGAUAAGAAUGGCGGAUAUGCUUACAAAAAAAUAACAAAAUCCUGUAAAACAUUUCCCUCUUUGAGCCAAGAUUAAAAAUUAUCCUCUUGCAUUAGCGAAAAUGGCAACAGGCAAACACAAACACACAUACGGAGCAGAUAGGUAACAAAAUACGCGGAAUAGUGUAAAAGAAGGCGUAAUGAUGAAAUCAAUAUAUAUUACUGUUAAAUGUUACAUUAAAGCAGACUUCAGAGAGGGAAAGUGAAAUGGAACGACCAUGUGAAAAAAAUAGUAUUUAAUUUCCAAUUAAAUCCAGAUGCAUCAGAAUAUUGAUUAGCAGCAAACUGAACUUGAUUUACCCUAUUUAUAGUUUUUUUUAGUACGACGAUAAAAAUAAAAACAAUUGCGUUUCGAGGAUCAUGCUUGGCAUUGAUUAAGAGAGCAGGAAAACAAACUAUAAUAGUCUGGUCAUCCGACCGGGGGAUGAGCCUCCUAGAGGUGCCCUAAUCAAAUGGCGUGCUCGGAUCGGGACCAACAGCUGUGAUCUAUUAUGAAAUGAAAUCAAGAAAAAUUCAUAAGCGAAAAAAUAAUGUAUUAAGAAAGAGGGAGAGAGAGAGAGCGUGCGCGAUCCGAGUAGAACCAAGCUCGGUUUGCAUACGCGCGUCGGGCGAUCGAAUCUUCUAUUAGACUACAAUUUAUAGACCCUGAACGUUUCAGUUAUUUGUUUAGUUUUUAUUUGUUGUUCGGAAACGCCGUGAUCGGUUUGGUCACAUUUUUUUUGGAAACUUUUCACAACUCGCUGGGUGAGGGGGUGGUUGUGUCGCAGAUGUGUGCCGCCGGUUGCGUUUGUUCCCCGUUGUUUAUUGUUACGAUUUGUUCGGUUAACAAACCAUGUUACAUCAGUUCUAGCAAGGUGAGCCGCAGUUGUUCUCAAAAUUCCUGUUAUGUACUAGCUUAACUUCUCCUGAACGUUUCAUCGAAAAUCUGUAUUGAGAAAAUUUGAAAGCUCUUUUUUGUUUUGAUUCCUCACUGUUGAAUUCGAUUUCGAUUAGUCUCAGGUGCGAAUACUUAAAACAUCGAACUGUUGUGUAUUGUGCUGAAUAGUCGAUGAGUUAUAUAGUGUGUAUUCAGUUGAUAGAUUUUUAAUUGAAAAGAAAAUAUUUUGGUUAAAUUUCGUCAAAUUAAUUGCUAUGAUUUUUCAUAAUCGAUGCUGCCUGCCCAGUGACAAAUGAUAUCGAAGCUCAUUAGUUUAGAAGUUAUGAAAGUAAAUAUUACAACUCAGAUUAACUAUUAGUAUUCUUACACACAUGCGGAGCAUUUUUAGAAUAGUGCCAUGACACAAUCGUUUUUUGUUCUAAAGUUUGAACACGAACAAAUUCGGACGUAAUUGUUUCGGCUGUUACUGGGUUUUAUGUAUGUUUAAGACCACGAACUUUUCCUCGAACGUUGCCUAAUUGUUUGCCUACCAAAAUCCAUUAUCACUUGGAAUCCUCGUUGCUUGCGCUACAACCUUUCUUCUUCGUUGGGAACUACGGUAACGCCAUUGUCAUUGUACCAUUGUUUGGUGGAAUUUGUCAGCUGGCGAGAAAAGGCUAUUAAUCUCAAGCUGCUCCAGAAAUGGCAGUAACCUCAUCUAAAGGCACUCCUGCGCGAUUUGCGCGCUUGUUUUGAUGACAUCAAAUUUUAACCGUAUGAAAUGGGUUUUCACGCGUUUAACAGAGAAACCGUCUGUUUUCAGUAUUUCUGCAUUCUCCCAAUCGUUUUCAUUCUGUCAAUUUCCGAUUGCUAAAAAUAUGCGUUUUUUCGAAAUAAUUAAAUAAGCUUGUGUCCAAAUUUCCAUUCAACACUAUAGAAAUCAGUAGUUGCCGAAGGCACAUUGUAGAACACUCUUGACGGCUGAAACACUGUUUCUUAGCACCAAAUGUUACGUUACGAGCCGGGGUGGAUCUUACUGUCACCCUUAUUCUGCGAGUCACAUGACUCAAUACGACAAUUGUCACUUGGGUGACUCGCCACGGCGAGUCGAGUCACCUAAGUGACACUCGUGUCACCUAGGUAAGAAACCCUUGUCACCUAAGUGACAAGGCGAGUCACCUAGGUGACAAUUGUCACCUGAUUCGCGGUGACUGCAACAUAGUCACGUCACUCGCCUCGCAGAAUAAGGGUAUGUAUCAAGAAUUUCUCUCCACUUUAUUUUGUCCUGGGCUACUACUCGUCGCCAAUUCGUUGAACGUCUCGACACACGCAAGUCGGUUUCAACCUGGUCGAGCCAUCUAGCACGUUGGUUCGCUAUAUUCCUGGUGCCGAUGGGGUACUUGAUGAGCACAGAUUUCACUGCCCAGUCGUCCGGCAUUCUUGCGACGUGGCCAGUCCAUCGCAGUCUCCCAACUUUUGCCAGGCGUACGAUGGGAAUCUCUUUAUGUAGUGCCUGCAGCUCGUGGUUCAUACACCUGCGCCACUUUCCGCUUAGGUAGGUAAAGUAAUAGCCUCAAGUUCGUAGAGGACUACCGGUCUGACUGGCGCUUUGUUCAUCGUCAGUUUUACGCGCCGGCGUAUGCCUCCGCUGUCCCAAGAUUGCUAGCAAUCUAGUCGUCUGCGAAGACUAGGAGUUGGCGAACCUCAUUCUUCUUUUUUCAAUGCCCGCUCGCCGGAUCACAUCUCCAAUAAUAAUGGUGAAUAAUAUACAUACUCUGCACGAUUCGAAGGGACUCGAGCGGGCCUGCUUCCGAAACACGCACGUAGUACAUAACUCGCUCCAGCGUAGCUCUGAUCAGUCGCGUCAGUUUGUUGCGGGAAACCGUACUCGUGCAUCGCCUGCCAUAGCUAUUUGCUCACGACUGUAUCGUAUGCUGCCCUGAAAUCCAUGAAAAUAUGAUGCCUGACUAACAGACGUAACACUUCGAACAAAUUUUCUAACAAAACAUUUCAAUGACAUCCCUAAAACAUGGAAAAAACACUAGCAUCACCUGGUAUAGUCGCAGAGUAGGUUGCUAUAAAUUUAGCAAUGCUAUAAAUUUACUUGUAUACUAUCUGACAACAGCGCCAGCGCAGGCGAGCGGCGUUCUCGCGCAGUGACUGUUGUUUGAGUCUUAAGUGAAAAUCUGAAAUGAUCGUUUUUAUUGACGAUGGAAUCAGGCUUCAGUGAUACGUCUGUUAGUCCAUGCUUGUACUCUCGAUAUUUCUGGAGAAUUUGUCGGAGAGUAAAAAUUUGAUUCGUAGUAGCACGGGCCCCCACAAGGUCCGCCUGAUACUGCCCUGCGAAUUCUCUUCUAUUGGCGAUAGACGACGUAACCAAAUCUAAGAAAGCUUGUAGGCGGGGUUGACCUGCUUAAUGCUGCGGUUAUUACAGCAAUCGAUCCGAUCGAUUUUUAUAAAUGUGACAAAUCAUACCUUCAGGUACUUUCUUCUUCUUUCAAAUCUUUGAAAUUAUCCAGUAAAGUGCCGUUGCUAGUGUUUACUAUCUCUAAGCAUAGGGGUGAGCAUUCUUAAGUUUUCCUUUUCUAUAUUUACACUCUUCAUCACUCUACUGAUAACAAACGCCUACUGCAGUAGGCUAUACAUUUUUAACGCAAUACAUUGAAAUUUUUCAUUCAAAAUAAGUAGUUGGCAACACGUUUCGUGUGUUUGGAUUUUUUCGUGUUCAACCUUUACAAUUGCAACUACCAUUGGCAGCAUCGUUCCUAUAUAGUGAUAUGGCAGCACAAAAAACGGAUAUUACACCACUUUCUUUCUUAGGUCGUUGGCAAGCAUCACACUUGAUGUGAUUCCUGAAUUCGCGUCACGAGUAUGUGAAUUUUUGGCGGAAAUUUUUAAAUGGUUUUUGAAAAUACGAAAAUUGAAUUAUUUCAUUGCGUUGGUUUUGGCAGUUUGAAUAGUUUUAAUUUUAUUAAAAUCUCUGUAGCCUCCUAAACAUGAAGAUAUCAAUCUUACGAUAGCAUAGGUGCUCUGUACUAUGCAAUGACCACACUGUUAUUCCCCUACCAUCUCUUACAUAGUAGAGAAUAUCUUUUUAAAUGUGAUAAUGUGACAAGUACUAGAAAUACAGCGUAACGAAGUCGCGCCUACUUAGUUUGGGCUGCGUUGUUUGAAGUAUAAUGCAAUAGACGAUACAUAGUGAAACACAUGUGAACAGCAGAGCAAAGAGUCUUUAGUAAGAAGAAACUCCGCCUAGCGGAUCUGUAGGCAUACACUAACGGAGGCUGCUAAAUAACGUCGGAUUAAAUCCACCUGGCUGGAGGGGGCGCCUUGAUAAGAGAAGCAAAAUAAUAUCUAUAGUAAAACGAAGACAAACCGAAAGCAUGAUUGUCGUGUAAGACUUGUUUUGCGAAUAUUGGCACACCUCUCUUUCAAAACAAUCAGUCCAUACAACUAGGAUUCUGUUCGUUGAAUUUCACUUUAUAGAACGAAGGAACAAACACUUCAACGGAAGAGCAAUGAACAGCUGAGUGAUGUUUUACAGCCCGAUAGAGGAUGAUGCUUUCAGCAAAAAAGCGAGAUUCUUAGAAGCACCAAACUCAAACAGGUGAAGCAAAUAAGAUAAGGUCGUAUUAAUUGGAAAACACUACGAGGAAAUUUGUUUUUGUUUUGGGACUCACGGUAUGAAGUAUUUUAUGAAUCUGGAACCUGAAGAAAACAAUAACAGAGAAAAAAAACGCUGCAAGAAAAUUGGUGGUUCUUUUUUAAAAUAAACGACAAACAAAAAUCGCAAAAUCAGAUUAUUAUCUAUUAUUAUUAAAAAUGAAUUAUUAUCACUGCUACCAUUACAACAGCAACAACAAAACUAUAUUAUGAAUAUUGUGAAGAAUUUUAACUUAUGUUGUCUUUUCUCAAGUCUAUUAUAGCGAUAAAGAAAAUAAUAAAUAUAGUAAUGAACAAAAAAACGACAGAUAGGAGGACAAAUAAUAAAAAAAACUGAAAAAAUACAAAAAAUAUGAAAGAGAAACAUAUAGUAGGUAUAUAAUAAUGAUAGAAAUGUUCCCGAAAAUCGAAAUGAUGUUCAGUUAAGUCUCAAAACAGAAAACUAUAAAACGUUUGUGUUAUAAAAUAAAGAAAAUGCUGCGAAUCUAUCGCCUGGCGAUGUGUUAUUUUUCACUCCUAAAAAACGUAAAACCAAUGGCGUUCAAAACGCUCGAUUUUAAACGACAGGACUCUAGCAAUUGAUUUUUAAAUGUUUUUGUUACUCAAUUUAACUUUGUACAAUGAAGUGAUUGAAUGUUUUUAUUUUGUUUUCUAUCAUUCCUUCUAGGUCACCCUGUGUUGUGAUCGAAAGAGUUUAUACGAUAGCAGCUGGUAAAAAAAAGUAUAUAUUUUCGCAUCCGCAAGUCGCAACCAUAGAAUAUAUAGUUAUAAAUAAUAGGCAUGCAGUUUUAACACACUCAAAACGGAGAGUGUCUCGAUAAGUCUUGUGUUUCUCUUUCACGUUUUCUACAGGGUGAUCGGUUUCCACUCUGUUUCAGUUUUCGUAGUAGCGCUAUACGUAAUAAGGAAAAAAACAUAGAAAAGCAACAAAUAAAAAACGAAAGUUAUUCACCAUUCAAAAGAAUAAAAAACGACAAAUAUAUAGAUGAGAAGUUUAUCGAAGAGAAACAAAAAAAAAGAAUAAACCAUAAACUAGUUUUCCUUAUAACCACCUCCAUCGCCGCCAUCAGUCGCAAUCACCACGCAAAAUACGAUAGCUAAUCGGAAGACGGAAGACUUCUGUGCGCGAAGUGUUCUAUGACUAGUGAUUCCGCGUUCAUAAAAGUUUCGUUUUUCUAUUAAGUACUUUUUUACCUUGUUAAGAUAACUUAUUAAUGGUUUGCUAUUGGUUGAAAAACUCUCUUAAGUGCGUCGCGUUUUCUCCUGGCUAGCCCGGAGUGACCUUCUUAAUCACGGGCGAAUUUUACAACUUUCAAUGAAUUCAUCAUAAAAAUGGCCCUACAACCAUUGUGGAACUGCAUCGGGAAACCACAAUCUUCUGUUGAUAUUUUUUAGUUAUAUUGUUAAACUCCCGUAGUACGUAUUUUAUUUACGCCCUUUUGUUUAUAGGUAUUCAAAUUGGAAAAAUGAAAGCUAUGACACUACCUUUAUCGACGAUACAAAAAAAAAGAAAAAUAUAAUGAAGCAUAUUUUUAGGUGAGAUGAAGUUUUUCAGUUUGAUUUUUUAUAUAGGAAUCUAAAUUAUUUAAUCCGUUUAUAAGCGCUUUUCCUGAGAAUAAAUAAUAAAAACAAAAACUAGAUGAGAAAUCAUUAAGAUUAAAAUGAGUAAAUUACAAAAAAAAAACAAAAAAGAGGAAAGAAUGUAAACCAUAAAAACGUUGCUGCUAACACACACAACACACAAAAAAAGGAUAACGCUGUAGAGUUCGCGAAUCAAAUGAUCAAUCUAGAUAAAAACGGUUUUAUUCUUUGAUUAAGGUACUGGCGCGACGAGCAUAGGCCGAAAACAAAUGAGUAAGAACAACUAGAACACGUGCGCUGUAGUGAUGGGUGGGUUUUAGAAUACGGGAAUUAGAGGGAACUGUAAAUUGUGGUAAGCAACACGGAGAAAUAAAUACUAAAAACAAGGCGAAGAUACGAUAUGUGUAGGCUGAAAUUAUUGGCGAUCUAGAUUACCCUGGUAAAUGGUUAAAAAAAACCAACAAAAAUUCUGAUACGUCCAAUUCACUUUCGUCACAUGUCUUCACGGAAAUUUUUUCUCCAAAAGUCGAAAAUAUAAGCAACACGUUUUACCGAAUAGACAAUGAAUUAAACAUUACCACAUUUUAAACCUAAUUGUUAAAAUGGUGCAUAGUUACACUGCCCACGUUCGCCUGUCAGCCAGUCGGGUGCUGCCUAAGUCAAGUGCAAACGGUGGCACUCGCGAGAGUCUCCCAAACGGAAAGAAAUCAGUAUAGUAAAUACCAUGAUACACUACUGGGGCGAAAUAGCAAAUCAAUCGUAAAAUGUGGUAAUGGGCAGAAAGGUACAAACCCGGAAGCUGCGAAGAAAAAUAAGCGAAAGGAGUAAAAGCAAAACAAAAAAACAUGCACUAGUGUUGUAAUGGAUUAAGGAAUAAACAAGUCGACAGCUUAAAUAAAAGGUGUUUUGAUUAUUUGAUUCAGGUGUUAAAAUGUUAGUAGGAAAUAUACUAAUAAAUGUGAUUACAAACAA
Sabethes cyaneus is the source of this 10075-nucleotide messenger RNA. It is a transcript of the gene Pur-alpha, whose product is annotated as transcriptional activator protein Pur-beta. Gene Ontology annotation, cellular component: nucleus. Gene Ontology annotation, biological process: regulation of transcription by RNA polymerase II. The record is from RefSeq and is a predicted model, not a curated record. The coding region runs from base 1072 to 1896 and encodes 274 amino acids. NCBI's taxonomy places the organism in Eukaryota, Metazoa, Arthropoda, Insecta, Diptera, Culicidae. Gene Ontology annotation, molecular function: DNA-binding transcription factor activity, RNA polymerase II-specific; RNA polymerase II transcription regulatory region sequence-specific DNA binding; purine-rich negative regulatory element binding. The transcript is spliced from 5 exons.